AUGGGGUCCGCUGUGGCCCCGUCGUACGCGAACGCUUUCAUGUACCAGCUGGAGAAACGUAUGUUUUACCUUGAUCCUGCCAUUAUGUCUCAAGCAGCUAAGGCAGGUGAGAGGCCACUGAUAUGUUCUGACUGUGGGAAAUGUUUUACCUGCAAAUCACAACUUGUUUCACAUCAGUGCAGACACAAAGGUCAGAAGCCAUUUCCAUGUUCUGAGUGUGGGAAAUGUUUUACAGAGAAAUCACAUCUUCGAAAUCACACUGGUGAAAAGCCAUUUCCAUGUUCUGAGUGCGGGAAAUGUUUCACCCGGAAAUCCCAACUUGUUAAACAUCAGCGAAGUCACACAGGUGAGACUCCAUUUCCAUGUUCUGAAAGUCACACAGGUGAGAAGCCAUUUCCAUGUUCUGAGUGUGGGAAAUGUUUUGCAGACAACUCAGCUCUCGUUAUACAUCACAGAAAUCACACAGGUGAGAAGCCAUUUCAAUGUUCUGAGUGUGAGAAAUGUUUUUGUUAG
Molecule: messenger RNA, 513 nt
Organism: Pseudophryne corroboree (corroboree frog)
Lineage: Eukaryota; Metazoa; Chordata; Amphibia; Anura; Myobatrachidae
Product: gastrula zinc finger protein XlCGF17.1-like
Exons: 4
Coding region: 1-513 (170 amino acids)
Biological process (GO): regulation of transcription by RNA polymerase II
Molecular function (GO): RNA polymerase II cis-regulatory region sequence-specific DNA binding; DNA-binding transcription factor activity, RNA polymerase II-specific
Source: RefSeq, a predicted model, not a curated record